AUGUUCUUUCUUUCUUUCUUUCGUUCGCCACACAAACUUCCAUUCAUUAUGACGAUACUGUUCUUUUUUUUCCUUUCUCCCUUCCUUUUCUUUUUCUUUCUUUCUUUCUUUCUUUCUUUCUUUUACCUUCACAAACUUCUAUUCAUUAUGACGACGACUGUUUUUUUCCUUCUUCUCUUUCUUCCUUUUCCUUCUUUCUUUCCUUCUUUCUUUCUUUCUUUCUUUUUUGUUCACCCCCAAAUUUACAAUCAUUAUGACGAAACUGUUCUUUCUUUCUUUAUUUCUUUCUUUCUUUCUUUCUUCCUUUUCUUUUUUUUCUUUCUUUCUUUCUUUCACCUUGACAAACUUCCAUUCAUUAUGACGACACUGUUCUUCCUUUCUUUCUUUCUUUCUUUCUUUCUUUCUUUCUUUCUUUCUAUUUUCUUUAACUUUCAUUCUUUCUUUCUUUUUCUUUCUUUCUUUCCACUAGUCUCUGUUUCUUUCUUUUUUUUCUUCCUGAAAUUUUUAUGCAUUAGGUCCACGCCGUACUUUCUAUCUAUCUAUCUAUCUAUCUAUCUAUCUAUCUAUCUAUCUAUCUAUCGUUCUUUCUUUCUUUCUUUUUCUUUUUUAAUUUAUUUAUUAUUUCCUUUUUUCUUUCUUUCUUUAUCCAUGCAAACUUUCAUGCGUCAUGUCCCCUUUAUUCUUUCUUUCUUUCUUUCUUUCUUUCUUUCUUUCUUUCUUUCUUUUAUUAACACAUCAAACUUCCAUGCCUUAUGUCCAUUCUGUACUUUUUCCAGCUUUUUUUCUUUCUUUUAUUCCUUUUUUCUCCCUAUUUUUCUUCCUAUUUUUCUUCCUAUUUUUCUCUACUUAUUUAUUGAUUUAAUUAUUUAUUUUCCACCUUUGUUUCUUUCUUUAAACCCCAACGAAACUGUCCUUUCUUCCUUAACCCGUCAAAAUUUCAUUCAUUUUCUCCUAUUUGUUCUUUCAUUCUAUCUUUCUUCCUUUAACCCAUCAAAAGUUUCAUGCAUUAUAUCUUCUGUUUCUCUUUUCUUUUUUUUUUUCUUUUCUUUCAUUCAUUCAUCAUAUGUUGUGAAUAAGCGAAGUUAUUUUCGUCGGGAUGGACAGCGGGGGUGA
This is a messenger RNA of Acanthosepion pharaonis, 1113 nucleotides long. The record is from the annotation of a GenBank genome assembly. Lineage: Eukaryota; Metazoa; Mollusca; Cephalopoda; Sepiida; Sepiidae.